Molecule: messenger RNA, 642 nt
Organism: Lactuca virosa
Lineage: Eukaryota; Viridiplantae; Streptophyta; Magnoliopsida; Asterales; Asteraceae
Source: the annotation of a GenBank genome assembly
AUGCCGACCACCUUUGAACGGAAUCUCAAUCUAUGUUUCACCAAAAUCAAACGCCCCCAAUCACCACCACCAUCUCCUCCUCCUCCUCCUCCUCCUCCCCACCGCCAUCGCCACCACCAUCGUCGCCGCCACUCCGAACCAUCCCUACACAAUCCCAAAUCUAACCUCAUCAAAAACUUCAACACUCUCUAUGACAUCCCCCCCGCCUCCGAUUCUGACGAUUCAUCAAUCAUCACUGCCCCUGAUUUCUCCACCGCCAUCGCUUCCAAUCGCUUCUUCUUCUCCUCCCCCGGCCGCUCCAAUUCCAUCAUCGAAUCCUCCUCCCCCUCCACCUCCUCCCUAGCCUCCACCUCUUACACUCCUGAGGAUGCCACCGACGGUUUCGUCGGUGGCGGCGUUGCGAUCCCGACGAUCUCGCCGGACCCAUACUUUGACUUCCGGAAAUCGAUGCAGGAAAUGGUGGAGGCACGUGACCUCGUCGAUGUACGCGCCAACUGGGAUUACUUGCACGAGCUACUCACGUGCUAUCUGGAUUUGAACCCGAAAAGUGCUCACAAGUUCAUCGUCGGAGCUUUCGCGGAUCUUCUCGUUACUCUCAUGGAAUCGUCGACGGCAGAAAACGGUGGACGCCGGAAUGUAUAA